Molecule: messenger RNA, 1500 nt
Organism: Ceraceosorus guamensis
Lineage: Eukaryota; Fungi; Basidiomycota; Exobasidiomycetes; Ceraceosorales; Ceraceosoraceae
Product: NuA4 histone acetyltransferase complex, Eaf3/MRG15 subunit
Exons: 8
Coding region: 303-1343 (346 amino acids)
Biological process (GO): chromatin organization; regulation of DNA-templated transcription
Cellular component (GO): Rpd3S complex; NuA4 histone acetyltransferase complex; nucleus
Source: RefSeq, a predicted model, not a curated record
CUUCCUGGCUCCCUCGAUUGUUCGCGUACGCCGAGACAAUUCACCUUUGAUGAUUACUCUUUUGGCAUUCAAGAUUGUGAUUUGAAUACUUGGCGUCACUACUGGUGAAAGAGACGAACAUUCACGAUUCCAGGGACCAACUGUUAGUCACGAGUCACCGCGUGGUCAUCCAUCGCACACAAGCAGCAUCUGCCCAUCUGCUGCACAUCCGCCAACCUCUGCUCUCGCUUCCGCUAGCGGCCACCAGCUCAAGAGUAGCAAGAACAAGAGGCUCAAGGACGUCAGCUCGGAGGAACAGAGUCAUGCUGUACGCAGUCGACGAGAAGGUGCUGUGUUUUCAUGGUCCCUUGAUAUACCAAGCCAAGGUGCUCAAGGCGGAGAAGUGGACAGGAGAUGAGAAUACGCAGGGAGCGACGGGUCCACACUUUUUCGUGCACUACGAUGGCUGGAAAAAGUCGUGGGACGAGUGGGUGCCCGAAUCGCGUCUGCUGAAGCUCAACGAGGAGAACAAGGCGAAGCAAAAAGCUUUGAUCGAAGCUCGCAAAUCCAAAGCUGCUGCCGCUGCUGCUGCUGCUGCUGCCAAUGAUGCUGGACCUAGUAGCAGCAGAGCCGCAGCAGGCGGUAGGAGGAGCGCCGGUGGUGCUGAUGGAGAUGGCGAGGGUGCAGCUCGGUCAAAGAAAGAGUCCAGAGGUACAAAGAGGGGCAGGGACACUGUGGAGAAUGAGGACGAGUAUGUCAAGCGACCAGAAAUCAAACUCGUCAUUCCGGACGCUCUCAAGCUGCAGCUGGUCGAUGAUUGGGAGAACAUCACAAAGAAGGGUCAGCUUGUACCCCUACCUCGCAAGCCCACAGUAGGCGAUUUGCUCGACGAGUACAAGGAGUACUACAUGCAGGGGCGAAAGGAAAAGGCUGGGCGUCUGCCGGCAGUGGUGGAUGAGGUCCUGUCGGGUCUCAAGCUCUACUUUGACAAGUCUUUGGGCAACAAUUUGCUGUAUCGCUUCGAGCGGGCGCAAUACGUGGAGCUGAGGAAAAGACACGCUUCUACGGCGGUCAAUGGCAAGGCGGCGGCGGCUGCUGCUGCUGCUGCUGCUGCCGCUGGUGCCGCCAAUGAGUCUCCUGUAGAGCUGGAGCCCAGCGAGUGCUACGGCGCCGAGCAUUUGCUGCGAUUGUUCGUAAACCUGCCGGGUAUCAUCGCGCACACGACGAUGGACGCGGAUUCUGUGAGCCUGCUGCGCGAGCACUUGUCCGAAUUCUUGGGCUUCAUGGCAAAGAAUCAAAAGCGAAUCUUUGUGCAAGAGUACGAUCACGCUUCUCCUGCUUAUGCCCGGAGCACGCACAUCUAGUCUUCGACAUUCGAUUGUCAGCAGCAGUGCGGCGCGAGGCCCAUACGAGAUGGCUCGCUUCGAAUCGAAUCGACCUCGCUGCCCCCUUCAUCCACACCAUACACACGCGGCCAUUUCCCAUUCAGCUACGUCUCAAAAAGACCCUUCUUUCCCCCCC